Thermochaetoides thermophila DSM 1495 is the source of this 1044-nucleotide messenger RNA. RefSeq names its product putative farnesyl pyrophosphate protein. The coding region runs from base 1 to 1044 and encodes 347 amino acids. Gene Ontology annotation, molecular function: dimethylallyltranstransferase activity; (2E,6E)-farnesyl diphosphate synthase activity. NCBI's taxonomy places the organism in Eukaryota, Fungi, Ascomycota, Sordariomycetes, Sordariales, Chaetomiaceae. Gene Ontology annotation, cellular component: cytoplasm. The record is from RefSeq and is a predicted model, not a curated record. Gene Ontology annotation, biological process: trans, trans-farnesyl diphosphate biosynthetic process. The transcript has 2 exons.
AUGGCCAAGAAGACUACGCUCAAGGAGUUCGAGUCCGUCUUCCCCAAACUGGAGGAGGUGCUGCUUGAGCACGCCAAGUCCUACAACCUCCCUGGUCAGGCUCUUGAGUGGUACAAGAAGUCCCUCGAAACCAAUGCGGUCGGCGGCAAGUGCAACCGCGGCAUGUCGGUGCCCGACUCAGCGUCGCUGCUGUUGGGCCGGCCCCUGACCGAGGAGGAGUACUUCAAGGCGGCGACGCUGGGCUGGAUGACGGAGCUAUUGCAGGCCUUCUUCCUGGUGUCCGACGACAUCAUGGACGGCAGCAUCACACGCCGCGGUAAGCCGUGCUGGUACCGUCACGAGGGCGUCGGCAUGAUCGCCAUCAACGACGCCUUUAUGCUAGAGUCGGCCAUCUACACCCUGUUGCGCAAAUACUUCCGCGACCACCCGUGCUACGUCGAUAUGAUCGAGCUCUUCCACGAGGUCACCUUCCAAACUGAGAUUGGCCAGCUGUGCGACCUGCUCACCGCCCCCGAGGACAAGGUCGACCUGGACAACUUCUCUAUGGACAAGUACCGCUUCAUCGUCAUCUACAAGACUGCCUACUACAGCUUCUACCUGCCCGUUGCCCUGGCCCUGUACCUGCUUGACCUGGCCACUCCCGAUAACCUCAAGCAGGCCGAGGCCAUCCUGAUCCCGUUGGGCGAGUAUUUUCAGAUCCAGGACGACUACCUCGACAACUUCGGCGACCCGGAGGUCAUCGGGAAGAUCGGCACCGACAUUCAGGACAACAAGUGCUCGUGGCUGGUUAACCAGGCACUGGCGAUUGUGACGCCCGAGCAGCGUCGUAUUCUCGAGGAGAACUACGGCCGCAAGGACAAGCAGAAGGAAGCCGCCGUCAAGAAGCUGUACGACGAGCUGCAGCUCGAGCAACGCUACAAGGACUACGAGGAGAAGGUGGUCGGCGAGAUUCGCUCCCUCAUCGACAAUAUCGACGAGAGCCAGGGCCUCAAAAAGGGCGUCUUUGAGGCUUUCCUGGCCAAGAUCUACAAGCGCAGCAAGUAA